This is a messenger RNA of Pseudocercospora fijiensis CIRAD86, 2112 nucleotides long. RefSeq lists its product as uncharacterized. The record is from RefSeq and is a predicted model, not a curated record. NCBI's taxonomy places the organism in Eukaryota, Fungi, Ascomycota, Dothideomycetes, Mycosphaerellales, Mycosphaerellaceae. Gene Ontology annotation, biological process: electron transport chain. Gene Ontology annotation, molecular function: electron-transferring-flavoprotein dehydrogenase activity; iron-sulfur cluster binding. The transcript has a single exon. Bases 63 to 1967 code for a protein of 634 amino acids. Gene Ontology annotation, cellular component: mitochondrial inner membrane.
AUCUCUUUGUCUCCUGCACUGUUUCGCCCUGCCAUUUCGAGUGGCCAUCACAUCUGCCAGCAAUGGCUGCACCAAGGAUCUUCUGCGCCGCAGCUCGACAGCGUUUAAUACAGCCUCCUGCAGCAGUACCAAGAAUAGCGCCAUGUUCUACGACGAUCACCAGCAUCGCUGCACGGAGAUGUGUUUCGAAAGGUUACCGGCCUGCGAUCGUCACGGCCGGACAACGAAGAACAAUUACAAAUACCGCCCGACGACGAUUCGCUUCGGUAGAUGACGACUAUUCAAACCCGCUCAACGCAGAAAGAGAAUCGGAUCAGGUCGAUAUAUGCAUUGUUGGUGGAGGUCCAGCUGGCCUGAGUGCUGCCAUUCGCCUCAAGCAGUUGGCCAACGAUGCCGGGAAUGAGGACUUCCGCGUCCUCCUUCUGGAGAAGGCCGGAGACAUUGGAGACCACAUCGUAUCUGGGAACGUGAUUGAGCCUUCUGCCCUCAAUGACCUCUUACCAGAUUGGAAGUCGGAGGAUAACCCGAACCGCUUUGAGAAUUUCACACCUGCCACCAAGGAUAAAUUGAGAUUUCUGACCCAAAAAGGGAGCUUCUGGAUGCCUCCGCCUCCCCAGAUGAACAACCAUGGCAACUACAUAAUAAGUCUAAACGAGCUUACCAAAUGGCUGGGAGAGAGAGCAGAAGAGAUCGGUGUUGAGAUAUUCCCCGGAUUCGCGGCCUCAGAGAUACUGUACACCAAGGAAGGAGCCGUUCGGGGAGUGGCGACCAACGAUCUUGGAAUUGGACGGGAUGGCAAACCAAAGGACUCUUUUGAGCGAGGAAUGGAGUUCCAUGCGCGAUGUACACUGUUGGCCGAAGGUUGCCAUGGAAGCUUAACAAAGAAGGUGAUCAAGAAGUACGACCUGCGGAAGGACAGCGCACCACAGACCUACGGACUUGGCAUCAAGGAGGUAUGGGAAAUUGACCCAGACAAGUUUGACAAAGGCCUCGUUGCACACUCCAUGGGCUAUCCAUUACCUUCAGAUACAUAUGGUGGCGGCUGGAUGUACCACUUUGGCGAAAACAUGGUCUCCAUUGGACUCGUGGUUGGCUUGGAUUACCCGAAUCCGUGGUUGGCGCCUUAUGGCGAAUUCCAAAAGAUGAAGCAGCAUCCAUCCUACAGACAUUACCUUGAGGGCGGGAAAUGCAUCUCGUACGCAGCACGAACACUCAACGAAGGUGGCUUCCAGAGCAUACCAAAGUGCGCAUUUCCAGGCGGAGCUCUCAUCGGAGAUACAGCUGGUUUUCUAAACGUUCCCAAGAUCAAAGGUACACACACUGCGAUGCGAUCUGGUAUGCUCGCUGCCGAAGCAGCAUACUCCGCGCUGGCAGAAAGCAAGGAUUCUGAGGGUGCCGUGUUCCUGUUCGACUACGAGGACAAGCUUCGCAAGAGCUCCAUCUGGAAGGAAUUGAAGCAGGUACGGAACAUGCGACCCAGUUUCCAUACACCCCUCGGGGUCUACGGCGGCAUCAUGUACUCUGGUCUCGAGGCAUACAUCCUUCGCGGCAAAGCUCCUUGGACAUUGAAACAUGGCAAGCCGGACCACGCAGCAACCAAGACAGCAGAUGAGUGCAAGAAGAUCGAGUAUCCUAAGCCUGAUGGCAAGAUUUCGUUUGACAUCCUGACCUCUGUGUCACGGACGGGGACCAAUCACGAAGAAGAUCAACCUUGUCAUCUACAGGUGGCAGACUGGGACAAGCAUGCACAGAUGGAGUAUCCCAAAUACAAGGGCGUGGAGAACAGGUUCUGCCCCGCUGGUGUGUACGAGUACGUUGAAGACGAAACGAAGGAUCUCGGAGUGCGCUUCCAGAUCAACGCCCAGAACUGUGUCCACUGCAAGACAUGCGACAUCAAGGUUCCAGAUCAGGACAUCAACUGGCAAACACCGCAAGGUGGAGAGGGUCCGAAGUAUGUCAUGACAUGAUCGAGGUUCGCCAAGUGCAGGACGUGAGCGCUGGGAUGUGUUCAUAUGGUGCUGCGUAUGUACAUAGCAAAUUAGAAAACGCAGCAAUCAUAUCGGCACGAUCAGUAGCCUCAGGUAUUCUGCAGAUUCCAUUCAAAGAUGCACC